Molecule: messenger RNA, 11275 nt
Organism: Ictalurus punctatus (channel catfish)
Lineage: Eukaryota; Metazoa; Chordata; Actinopteri; Siluriformes; Ictaluridae
Gene: wdfy4
Product: WDFY family member 4
Exons: 62
Coding region: 427-9939 (3170 amino acids)
Molecular function (GO): protein binding
Source: RefSeq, a predicted model, not a curated record
AGCCUAAAAAUCUGGAGUCAACUGCAGAAAAACACGAGAUCUUCACUUCUCAUUUUUUUCUCCUAGUCUAGGAAGUGAGGCACAUGACCAUGUGCAGCUGAUGUAAGAGUUUCUCUUUGUGCAAAGUUCAAGCCCCCAGUGCAGAUUAUUAACUGGCAGACAAGAGGUAGGUUCCUGACAGACAUGUCUCAGCUGGCUUCUUAUUAAGAGCUCAGAUACAGAAGACUCCUUGCUUCUGUUGGACUAUCCUGAAGGCAAAAGGCGAUGCCUCCCACCAAAGAACAGGGGGAAUGAAUACUUCUUGAGUGUUUCUCUAAGCCUCCUCAGACAGAGGUUAUUAACUCUUCAAACAGGAAGCAGUUUACAGAAGGAGUUGUUUGUAUAUGUGAUCCUGUGACCUGUUCAGUGAAGGAAGCUGGUGGAGAUAUGGAGAGGAUCAAUAAGGAGACUGGAGAGUUGAGUGCCUCAGGGGAAUGUAUAGAGAGCAUAGAGCUGAAGAGUGAUGAACCUCAGAUGGAGCCUGGGGAUGAGGAAGACUCAUGCACAGGACUGGAUGCAGCCACGGCUCUUGAAGACCAACUCCUAGAGCUAGCCAAAGCAUCAGCAGAACAGCGAGAGGAGCAACUCCUCCUUCUUCUGCCCAUAUUUAUACAGGUGUAUGAAAGCAAUAGACCCACUGAGGACCUGGAUCUCCAGAGUUUGGCUACUCAAGUCACAGAGACGCUGGUGUUUCACAUACAGAAGAGAGUGGCAGAAAAACCUGCAGAACAAGCACGAGCUGAGCUGGAGCAGUUUUUUCAACAGGCAGAACAUGGCAGAUGUAAAGGAUGGCUGCUGUUGAAGGCCAUAUCUAUUUUGUCUACCAGUGAUGCUGGAGUGAAUGCAGCAAUUGUCACUGGACUAGCUUCUGCUUUAGUGAAGUGCCUGUAUCUGUUUGUAGCCCUUUCUGCCAAAAAAGCCAGCGAUCAGGAGGAUGACAAGUGCUCGUUCCAGGACGUAUUAAUUCAGGUGAUCCUGCAGCUGUGCAGACAGGUGCGGUUUGUGGAACAGCUGGUGGAAACAGAGGAGCUGCAGUGUUUGAUCAUUGCUCUCACCUCCCUGUGGGACCAGUGUAGCUCCUCAUGGAGGAGGCAGGUUUCCCGCGUGCUCAGGGCUGUAUCAGCAGUCCAGGUUCCAAACACAGUUCCAGCACUGCAAGCUAAGAACUGUGUGAAGAUCUGCAUUCAGAAUAUGCUGAAAAUGAGCGAGCACGUCCAUGGGCUGAUUCUAGCUGAGGUUGCUGUGAAUGUGUUCAGCUUUGUGAAGGACUCAUACCCAAACAACCCUGCACUUUUUGAGGAGUUUGAGAACAAUGAUGGCUACACAGUCCUCCAGGCCAUUAUGGAACGGUGUGAGGAGGAAACGUCAGAGGAGGACUUUUCUCCAGUGCAAGAUCUCCUGGGUCUCAUAGCCUCAUUCACUUUAUUUGGCAAAGCUGAGUUAAAGGUGGCCCUCUGUGUCAACAACCCCCAGCCACCAGGCUUUAAAUUUGACCCACCUUUGAUCACAGGAACAGCAGUGAAGAACCUCCGAGCUUUUCAGAUCCUUCAGUCCUCUUUCUUGCGUUCAGGCAGUGCGCUGACCUGCAGUCAAAUCUUGUGCACAAUCCACACAAUUUGGUCGUGGGACAAAGCCAACUUCUUCCUGCUGGAGUGGACACUGCAGUGUCUGGCCCAGCUGGCUGAUAGUACAUGGCAGAAGCCAGCAACUGUGCACAGCUUCUUUUUUAAGCUUCUAGAGACUGUGGUCUUUCAGCUAUCCUAUAUUCCUCACGAUACAUUGCGGAAGGUGCAGGCUGUGCUAAAGGAGGGAUCAUCUCAGGCUUUUAGCAUGGCUGCUCUGAAGUGUUUCCAUGGCAUGGUGAUGAGCAGUAGCCUGCUGUCUGACGUUCUGAGUGAUGGUGGGUUGAUGGAUCUGCUGUUGGUGGAGCUCAGACGGCGAGCCAAGAUCCUGAGGAAGGCUAACAUUUCAGUGACUAAGGGGGAACUGAGAAUGGAAGACUGUGAGAGGCAGCUCACCACCAAUAUGCUAAAUGUAGUCGCUGCUCUGGCAAUGAGAUCCAUCAGAAAUUCAGUGUUUAUACGGGACUCUGGGAUGAUUCCCUACAUAAAGAUCUUCCUGGAUGAUGAAAUGUACCGCAGUCCAACUCUGUGUAUCCUGGAGCAGUUGUCUGAGAUGAACCCAGAGGAAUACAUGAGCACCACUAUAGGAGCUCUCUGCUCUUCCACUGAGACUGAACUGCAACUCAAACAAGACCUGCUGCGUUCAAUCCUGAAAGUACUUGACAACUCAAACAGCUGGAAUGCUUUCCGCACAGCUGGUGGCUUCACCAGUCUACUCUCCAUGCUGGUGGACAUGGAGGGUGCUUUGCUGCAGCAGCCGGCAGGUGUGUGGGCUUCUCUUAGUCACCAAGGACUGAUGGAGCUGCUGCUGCUUACACUGCACACAAUGGCCAUGGCUGUGCACCUGCAUCCUGUCAACGCUCACUUCUUCCACAUCACCAACCUCUAUGAGAGGAUGGCCGAGGCCCUGCUGCAGAUCGGCUGCUUCCUUGGUGGUGCACCAGUCGAUUUAGACACAACCAAAGACUACAGGACUUUCCAGGAUUUUUUGAAGUUGACUGAAAGUUCUGGAUGUCCCCUUCCUGCACCAAUGCAUGACUGCAUAAGAGUACUGGACUUCCUGGAGCAGUUUGGGACAGGGAUCAGCAGGGCUACAGAUUUGUGCACUGAGCUAAAGGAGUCUACAGAGAUUGAGGAGAAUCAGCAGGAGGUCACGAGCCACAAGACAGGGGAGGAUGACUUUCAGGGGCAGAUCAGAAAAGCAGCUCUCUCUAUCUCGUCUGUGACUGUAGAGUCAGGGAGGUUUUCAUGUGAUCAUACAAUACUGCACCCUGGAGCAGUUAAGGUCAUCAUGUCUUUACUGCCUCAUAUCUACUGCCCCAGUAACCCUCAGCUGUCUGUUGAGAUUCAGUUAGCUGUGGCCCAUCAUGUGCAGUCUCUGGUGAAGUCUGAGCGGAACAGGCAGAUCAUGUGCGAGUCCGGCAUGCUGGAAACCCUGCUGAGUCACUGCAGGGACAUCCUCAGUAACAGCACACACUCUCUGCAUCUGCCUGUGGUGCGCAUCCUGGAAAAACUUGCUUCUCAGUCUAUAGACCAUAAGUCCCUCAGACAGUUCCUGUGUUUACAAGCUCCUCUUACAUGUAGUACUGAAAAGUGUAUUUCUUCCCCUGUCUCAGAGGAUGACCCACCACAACAAAAUCCUCUCUCUAAUGGACACUGUGCUAACCAUGGCAUUGAAGAGGGUGAAAAGACAAGCUCUGAAAAGAAAAGAUGGACUCCAAAAAGGAGCUUUAGUUUACUGAACACUGCAUCAACUAGUAGGACACCUGUUCCUCUUCACCAGAUUAUUAGCCUUGUUUCAAUAACGUCACCGCGGAGCUUCCGGCCUCACAAAGUGUCUGUUUCGCCAUCGUUUGUGGAGUUUGACAUGACUGACAGUGGAUAUGGGUGUCUCUUUCUGCCAUCUCUUGCCACAGUGAAAGGCGUCAGUGCUGACAACAUCCCCACAGGAGGCAUCGGUGGUGACUGCCGAGGUUUUCCUCCCUCUGCUGGUCUGUCUUUCUCCUGCUGGUUUCUGAUCAGCAGAUUCAGCUCAGCCUGUGACUCCCACCCGGUGCGUUUGCUAACAGUGGUGCGCCACAUGUCCCGUGCUGAGCAACACUUCAGCUGCCUGUCAGUCAGCAUCUCCUCCUCUGAUGGCUGCCUGGUAAUCACCACUGAGGAGGAGGCUUACCAGUUCUUAGACAUGAUGGAGCCAAUGUCAGGGACACCGACUGCCCUGCCAACUACUGUGCGCUUUAAGUGCUCCAAACAGCUGAUGCCAGGUUUAUGGCAUCACCUUGUUGUUACUAUGGCCAAAGACAUUAAAAAGAGCUGCAAAGUAACCGCUUAUCUGAAUGGAGAGGUGAUUGGGAUAUCGAAGAUGCGGUAUAUUCAACCAUUCCCGGGUUCGUGCAUUGCAAUGGAUGCAUCAGCGGUCAUUGAUGUGUGUGGAAUUAUUGGCACUCCCCCUAUAUGGAAGCAGCAUGCAGCUCUGAUCUGGCGUGUCGGUCCUACAUAUUUGUUUGAGGAGGUCCUGAGCUCUGUUUCUGUAGAGAGAAUGUAUGCACAAGGUACUAGGUACCUAGGCAGCUACCUUGCAAUCGAUGCUCAAGCUAAUGGAAAAAUACCAUUUUCUCCAGUGAGGUUAGUUCCUCCAGAGAGGAUCUCGUUCGGGAUAAACCCAGCAGUGUCUACUGUCACUACUGUAGCAGAGAUCAGAGAUCAGUUCAACGAGGUCGACUGCCGGCUGAUUGCCAAAGAGAUAGGCAUUCCAUCACGGGAUAACUCCACUCCUGUCUUUCUGGCACGAAAUAUCAGUCAGCACCUCAGUGGAACUGCUAGAACUAUCGGGGCUGCCCUGGUUGGACAUUUCGGAGUGAGGACGUUUACAUCAAACACCGCAUCCAGUAGUUUUCAGUACAUUGGAGGGCCUGCAGUUGUUCUCAGCCUGGUUGCAAUGGCGACAGAUGAUAGUUCUCUCUAUGCAGCUGUCAAAGUUCUGCUAUCUGUAUUAGACACAAAUCCAGUUAUGAAACAAGAGAUGAAACGCAUCAGUGGCUAUAAGCUCUUUGCCUUCCUCCUGAAAAUGAAGGCUCACCUAAUCAGUUGCAGGACCUUCCAGCUGAUUUUGGCUAUAGUGGGCACAGUGGAGUUGGGAACAGGGAAUGUGCAUGUCCAUGACCUUACUGCUCUUCAGGGAAUCCUUUGUAACUUUGAGGUCUGGCAGAAGGCUCCAGAAAGUCUUGAUCUAUCUGUUUUAAACCAUUUUGUUGAUAUCCUGAGCUCGUCAAGUGGAGAUCCACGGAACGCAGAGGCCAUACACAGUCUCAAUCUGAUGAUGAAGCUGCUUUGCUUGUUGCAGGAUCCCACCGUGACUCACAGAAAAGUCACUGUCAUUUGCACCAUAAUCACAUGUCUGUUACAAAAACACUUCAACCCCAAAGACAUUCACAGGCUUGGACUUUUCUUAAUUCAUACACUGUUGCCCCCAACUGUCAAUGAGAAGACAGCUUUUCCUUUUGAAAUUUGUGAAGAUCAGUCUCAAGCCCUGAGCCAAACACCUGGAAGAACCAUCUGGAUCAGGAACCAGCUGCUUGAGGUGCUGUCUUCACUAAUCAUCUCUGACACACCUCUUCCUAACAAUGAACAGGAGGACAUGUUCUCCAUACUGGGCUCGGACUGGUUCUUCCUCUUCCUACAGGGACACAUCCACUCCAGCACAAUGCUAUUGGUUCUUAAGAUGCUUGUCCACUUUCUGUCACAUCAGAACAUACGGGCCAAGUUCAAAGAAGCUGUAUCUUCAGGAACACUAGUGGAAAACCUACAUGUACCGCUAGGCAUCACAGAUAACUUACAGAUGCGCUCCUGGUCAUAUGGGUGUUUGAGUGGCACAUUUCCAGGCUUUACUGUGCUGACCAGCCUGCUGCUCAAUCAUAUCAGCCUUCCACAGAUAUAUAGAGUGUUUGCUGCACUGCUUUUUGGAAAAUCAGACUUCCAUGUACCUGAUGGACAGGUGGAUCUUGACAGCAUGCUCCAGAGCGUGAUUGACGGCUCUGCUAAUGAAAAGGGAGUCCACCUGUGCACAGAGGCAGCCUGUGUCCUUAUUGAACUGGUCAAGAUGAUCAUUUGUAAGCCUAUAACAGGAAGUGAAGAUAGCUGGGAUGUCCAGUACCCAGGAAGUGUGAUGCAGUUCCUCUGUUUGGUCCACAGCAACUUUCCAAGAGAUGCUCUGUGGGCCUCUUCUGACUUCCUCAACUGCCUGGCCAGUGCAGUUUUCCCCACUGAAAUCACUGAGAACGCUGCAGGUCCUCAGAGUAAUGAAGACGUUGAGGACACAUCAGCUCCUCGCCUGUCUCACCCUGCGAGGAAGCAGGUGUGUGACUUCAUCCGCAUCCUGUUGAUGGAUAGCCUCAUAAACAUUCCUGCCAAAGACCAGCAUCACCCCUUCAUCCAGCUGCUGGAGUUCUCUCCAGAAAACGUUUGUCAUGAGCAGAAGCAAAGCUUUCAGAGUGAGCUGUUAGAGUUUCUGAUGGACAUUAUCCACAUAACAGGGCAGGAAGGGGGUCAGUCUACACAUGUAGCCAGAGAUGAUUCAUCCAAAUACAGCUCAGAGGGGAAGUUCACCAUACUGUCUGAGAAUGUCGCUUUCUUCAGUAAGAUGCUGGUGGAGAAGCUCUAUAAUGGCAUGUUUGUGGUGGAUCCAGAAAAUCUGUUGGUGUUUGUAGUAGAGCAGAUAGCUGUGGCGUUGGAGACAAGGCAGCAUCAGCACGAGGCCACAGUCCCUAUCCUAUACAAGAGCUUGAACAGGGCAGUGCUGUACUUCCUGUCCCGUCCCAGGCAGGCCCCAGCUGAGAAAGAGCUUAUCCUCAGGACCCUCCAUGUGCUGCAGCAGCAUUGGGAUAUCAUCAUGGCCACCUACAAUGCCAGCGUCCACUUUAUCAGCUGCCUGCUGCACUGCCUUCUGCUCAUCCGCUCAGGAAGUUUUCCAGAGGGAUUCGGGUGUGAAAUGCACAAAAAACCGUCUAGAAAACUCUGGCGACAUCUUUUCCCCCACAAGAAUAACCAAAUGAUGGCCCCAGUUGACAUCCCGAGUUCAGCAGAGGUGGAGUCAGAGCUGUUGAAGCUUGUGGAAAGCACAUGGGAUAAAGUCAUGCAGGAGAGACGACACUCACUAGAGGAGGCCUAUAAGAUUGACCUUUCAGCCAAGCAGGCAGGAAAGGAGACCCUGGUCUCUAUGAGUGAUGUGAGCCCUCUAUGGGAGGAGAUAGCCAUGAAAUCCUGGCAGGUUUUUAUAGACUCUCAGAAGAAGAAGCUGAAUAUUGGCCAGAGAAAAAUAAGUAUUCUUAUCAGUCGCUCACCUCAGAGGACACCUGAAAAGGACCCAGACUCUAAUGUGGAGACAUUUCUGGAAGACAUAGAAGUACAUCGAAAGAUCGGUGAAGAGAUGUUCGAGACCUUGUUGAAGAAUUACAUGCAGGCGCUUCACUGUGAGAAUGAGCUAAUGGCUGCUCGGUGGCUGAGGAUAGAGCAGGACUUGCUUCGUGAGAGGGGGAUGUUUGGCCCUGGUCCAGGAGUCUUCAUCAACCAGGGCUGGGUGCAGGAUGCAGCUGAGGGGCCCAACCGCACCAGACUCCGCAUUCGCAGGAAGGCAGCGAGGCGCUCUAAGAAGCUUCCAUGCCUAAUGCCAGGACAGUAUAUGAAACACAGCACCGUAGACGAGAGCAGAGGUGUGGCAGAGUUCGGCAUUGCAGAUGCAGAGCUUAGGAUUCUGAGUGAGUCAGGCAGGGAGGCUGAGAAGAUGCCUAACCUGGACUGUGAGCAUCUAACCUUCUUCCCCUCACUGACUGAGGUCUCGAGUCCUACUGAAGAUAUUUCUGAGGAAUGCAUGGAGUCACAGCUCAUAAUACAGCAGCUGGCUCCCAAUGAGGAGAUCAAAGUCAAGCAGUGUGUUGCGGUUGUUAGUGGCCAUAUGCUAGUGGAGGGAGUAUUAUUAUUUGGGAAGGCAGAUCUCUAUGUGUGUGAGGGCUUCACACUCACCUCCAGUGGGGAUGUGUGCUGUGGAAAUCACCAUCCCACCAGUGUGAGAGACUCGUUUAUCUGUGGCAUGCUGAAAAAGGAACAGAGCUCAGUAAACCCAGCUUGCAGACGCUGGUCAUACGAGGACAUUAAAGAGGCUCGUUUUAUGCGUUUUCUUCUUGAGGAAAACGCAAUUGAAAUCUUCAUGAAGAAAGGUGCUUCAGUGUUUCUGGUGUUUGUAAACAAAGACCAUGUCAGUGCUUUUAAAAGGUUAUGCUCUGUAGUGCCUUCAUUAAAGGGAAGAGGGGUGACGGAGGCCGUGCAUAAUGUUAGAAAGACAGCAGCACUUGACAAGACGGUUAUUGCUAAAUGGCAGAAAGGAGAAAUGAAUAACUUUGAAUACCUCAUGCAUUUGAACACACUCGCUGGACGGACGUACAAUGAUUUGAUGCAGUAUCCAGUGUUCCCAUGGAUCAUUGCUGACUAUGAAUCAGAGACACUGGAUUUGUCAUCACCGACAUCAUUCAGGGAUUUGUCCAAACCAAUGGGUGCUCAGAAUGAGAAAAGGAGAGAGAAAUUUAUCCAACGAUAUAAUGAAGUAGACAGUAAUGAUGGUGAGCUGUCUGCACAAUGUCAUUACUGCACACACUAUUCCUCAGGCAUCAUAGUGGCAUCUUACCUUGUGAGAAUGGAGCCUUUCUCUCAGACCUUCCUCUCUCUGCAGGGCGGCUCGUUUGAUGUGCCUGAGAGAAUGUUCUACAGCAUGCAGAAGGAGUGGGAGUCAGCCUCCAAAGACAACAUGAGCGAUGUGAGAGAGAUCAUUCCAGAAUUCUUCUACCUGCCAGACUUCCUUAUCAACUCAAACAACUUUGAGUUUGGUUGCAUGCAGGAUGGAACGUCUCUGGGGGAUGUUGUGUUGCCACCUUGGGCCAAAGGAGAUCCUCAGGAGUUCAUUCGCAUGCACAGAGAAGCAUUAGAGAGCGACUAUGUGAGUGCAAAUCUUCACCUGUGGAUCGAUCUGAUUUUUGGCUAUAAACAGCAGGGUCCAGCUGCAGUGGAGGCCCUCAAUGUCUUUCACCCUUAUUUCUACACAGACAAGCACGAUGCUGAGAGCAUGAGGAACCCGUUAAAGAAAAGCACAGUCCUCGGCUACAUCAGCAACUUUGGUCAAAUUCCCAAACAGCUUUUCACAAAGCCUCACCCAAGCCGUAUUGUACACAAGAGCUCUACAACCAAAGAGAUGACUGGAACCAAUCACAUCACUCCGUUUUUCUUUAAACUGGACAAACUGAAGCCAUCAGUCCAGCCUUUAAAAGAGCUGAUUCAUGGACCUGUCGGUCAAAUCAUUUGUGGAGAGAGAGAUUUGUUGGCUGUGGUGAAGAACAAGUUGCUCAUGCCGCCUCUCUGGAAUACUUACUUCUGCUGGGGUUACUAUGACAACACAUGCUCAUUUGGCAAUUACACAACCGAGAAGGACUUUGGAGUGUGGGAAGGUCUGUCGGACUGGGGAGAGGCCGUGUGUGCUGCCUGUCCCAACAGUAAUGUCAUCAUCACAGCUGGGAGCAGCACAGUGGUGUGUGUGUGGGAUGUUUCCAUCAGUAAGGACAAGCUCAAGUACAUGAGACUCAAAGAGGCCCUCUACGGACACACAGACACAGUGACCUGUGUAGUGGUGUCCGAGACCCACAGUGUUAUAAUUAGCGGCUCUCAGGACCAGACAUGUAUCUUAUGGGACCUGGAGGACCUCAACUACAUCACUCAGCUCCCUGCACACUCAUCCAGUGUUACUGCCUUAGCCAUCAACGAUCUCACUGGUGAGAUUGUGUCAUGUUCAGGGACAAAUCUGUACCUGUGGACAAUGAAAGGCCAGCUGCUAGCCUCUGUAAACACCCCGUAUGGGCCGGAGGGCAGUAUCCUGUGUUGCUGCUUCACACAGAAGUAUGAGUGGGACCCACGCAAUGUCAUUAUUACUGGCUGUGCAGAUGGUAUUGUUAGGAUAUGGAAGACUGAAUAUACAAAGGUACAAUUACCUGGACAUGAGGAGUAUUCAGCGUCUCGGGGGGAUGCUGUAUCCCUGUCUGCAGAGGACACAGAGCGCACCAGGACGAGGUGGGAGAGACACCUGGUGCUGUGCCGAGAACUGAACCGGAGUCAGAUCAUCACCCGUCGCCGCUACAAAAACAAUCCUGCUGUCACUGCUCUAGCCAUAUCCAGGACUCAUGGUACACUACUGGUAGGUGAUGCCUGGGGCAGGGUGUUCAGCUGGACCUCUGAGGACUGAAGACAGGCAACCGAACAUCAAUCAUGCCCCGAUAUACAGCACGCCAUUCAUCUGGGACUGCCGCACCACUGCUGACUCCAGAGAUCUGCACAGCGCCUGCCGUGUUUGAGGGAUGACGCAUAGUUUCUUGGACUCACUGAGGCAUUCUUGCUCAAGCCAGAAACAGAACACUGCUUAUUUAAGAAAUGAAGGAUGCUGCAGAUUUUGCGUGUGUGUGUUUUAUUUUUUUCAAUUUGAGCCGCAGUACAGAUCAUUUUUAUUGUAGGGUCUGUUUCGCCUCCUUUUUCCUAAAUGAAGCCAAGUGAUGUUUAUUUUAGAAACAUUGGCCUGUAGGAAUUUUAUGGGCAGCUGCGUCCCAGGCCUGUAUUAUCUUAGCUGUAGAUUGUUUUUCUUUCACGCUAUUUUUUUUUUCAUAUGUCUUGAUGGCUCAUGUGAUCAUUUUGUACAAUCUGGAUCCUGCUCACACUCCGCAUCACAAUCCAGGUGGUACAAAAUAACGACGAUCUAUUGUGUUCAUCUCUAGCAUGUAAAUAUAUGUGGAUUCAAUGAAUAUUUUGUGCAACAGUUAAUCAGAUAUUUCUGUUUUGCUUGGCGUUUUCUUGUGCCUAGUGAAAAGUAAGUUGCUUUUUAUACAAGCAGCUUUUACAGAACUGGAGUGACUCACCCGUCCCAGCUUGAGAGUGUGUUCUCUGCCACUAACAGAAAAGGUUAUGGUGUUUGAGAUUUUUUUUUCAACCCCCUUUAUUUUGUGGUCUACAGGAAUACUUAGCAAGCACUUUUGUUAUGCAUGCUCAUAGAUCUACAAACUCACAAAUUUACUUGUGUUACUGACCAGUAUUGCUGUUUAUUUUUGAUGAGAGAUACAUAUUUGUAUUUGGUAUUAAAUAAAAACAGACUGAAAUUACAAAGAAAUGUUUCCUUUUAGAUUUUUAACAUAUACAAAAAAAACUUUUAAAUGUGAAAUGUGCAUGCUAUGAUUGUGCAACAUUUUGCAGAGAGUAAGACUUUUUUUUUCUUCAAUGUAUUUCUAAGCUUCAGCAAAAUAUUUUGGCUGGGAUUUAAUCGCCUUUCUCAGACAACCUGUCUGCUGCUCAAGUCUUAAUGAAUUUAUAUUUAAAUCACAUAACCAGAAGCACGGACAAUCACAAUAGUCAUUCUCAGAAUCAGUGCACUGUGUUAGUUACAUUUUUUUUUUUUUUUGAAGAACCUCAUCCACAUUUUAUCAAAAUGAUCAUUUAAAUUGAUUACUAAAGAUGUAUUACUAAUGCUGAAAUAUGAAGGAACCCAGCUGAUUUGCACUCUGUAUAAAAAAUAAAUAAAUUUUUCCAUCCUCACA